Molecule: messenger RNA, 678 nt
Organism: Penicillium salamii
Lineage: Eukaryota; Fungi; Ascomycota; Eurotiomycetes; Eurotiales; Aspergillaceae
Source: the annotation of a GenBank genome assembly
AUGGCUGCGCCUCUCGACGUUAAUAUUGAACAUCUCAAUGGCAGCUGGGUCUUGAAUAAGGCAUUAUCCAGUGAAUCGGACCCCAUCCUGAAGCUGCAAAAAGUCUCCUGGCUGAUACGAAAGGCCUUUUCGUUUGCAACGAUCUAUAUCCAGAUUCUACAAUACCCCAUCAAAGAAAAGGAAUCCAGCGAACCGUCCACCAAAAUCGACUUCAUACAAACAGCGUCAGCGGGCUUAGCCGGCUCCAAAGAAGAGCGCAUACUCGACUGGGCUAAAUAUGAUCACACGGAUUACUUCUUUGGCACAGUGAAGGGCCAAAGCCAAUUUAUCUAUGGAGCCCCUGCCAAGGAUGGUACUAUGAGACCGGAGUUCGAGCUUCAGACUGAUACGACGAGUGCGGAGAUAAAACAGUUUUUACGGGGGGAAAUUGAAUUGGAUUGGUCUAAGUCUCCUGGUUUCUUGGUUGAGGCUCAGGAUGAGCCUGUCGAGGGUGAGACGAGGGGUUGUUGGGUGCAUACUUUUGAGCGGAAUGAGAAGUUGGGUUGGACGGCAGAGCAGAUUUGGGGAUUUGAAAUGAUAGGAGAGUUGCGCUACUUCUCUCGUCGGGUGGUGGUGAUGACGACUAAGGGGCAAUAUCUUUGUGGGAGAAUUGUGUUUGAUAUCGUUGGCCUUGAAUGA